ACGGCUCUGUCCCUUUUGCUGUGCUCUUGCCCUUUUGCCUGUUUUGCCUGCAUUGCCAUUGCUCUUUCCAACGUUAUCUGUAUCUCUGAUAUCUAGCGCUCUAGCGCAGCUGGAGUGUACGUACUCUAGAUAAGCUUUCGCGGGUUGGGCUGGUUGGGGUCGUCCAACCGUUGGGAUCGUCAGCAUCGUGACUUUCCUGGAUAUCUAUCGUCAUAAAAAGCGCGUUCUCUCUGCCCCUCGACCAGUGAAGAUCGCUCGAUCGCUGUCAGGUUGUUUUUUUUUUCGCCCAGCAGUUAUCAUCACCGCCGCGCUUCGAGCCGUGCACCUCAAGACCUCCUGCUAUCGGGUCCUACUGCCAGGAGAGGCUACCAUGGAGUCGGAUAUGAGCUUCAAGUGCAGCAGCCAAGACCCACUGGUGACCUUCGGAGUCCUGGCCGACGUGCAGUAUGCGGACCACGACGACAAGCCAGCCCGCUACGACCCCUCCUUGAUGCGCUACUAUCGCAAUGCUCUGAACCAGGUGCGGCGUGCCUACGACCAUUGGAGCCGGGUGCCCGGCCUGGGCUUUGUGCUGCAGCUGGGAGACCUGAUAGACGAGCACAACGGGGGCUGCCACCGGGGGUUGGACCGGGUACUGGAGGCCAUGGGGCCCCUGCCCAGCUACCACACGGUGGGCAACCACGAGCUGUACAACUGCGACCGGAAGGACCUGGCACGCAAGUACCUGCAGCACCGCCACACAGAGCUGCCGCUGGACGGAGGAGACCCGGUCUUCUACUACAGUUUCACGCCCCGCCCCGGCGUGCGCCUCAUCUCGCUGGACUGCUUCGAUGUGAGCGUGCUGGGCCGGGAUCCCCGGGAGCCUCAACGACGAAUGGCCGCGGAGCUCUUGGCUCGUGCGCACGGCACUUGGGACGAAGAGUGCUGGGAGCAGACAGGGGAGCUGACGGGCCUGGACCAACGCUUCGUCGACUCCAACGGAGCGCUAAGCGACGCGCAGCUGCGAUGGCUGGAUGCGGAGCUGACGAGAGCUGACGCCCUCGGGGAAGUGGCGGUUGUGUUCGGUCACCUGGCCAUCUCCCCGGCAAGUGCCGGCGCAGACUGCCUGCUGUGGAACUACGCGGAGGUGAUGGGCCUCUUUGAUGCGCACCCUUGCGUGGCGCUCUACCUGUGCGGACACACCCACCGGUGCGGAUACGCUGUGGAUACGAAGGGUGUGCACUACAUGGCACUGGCCGGAAUCAUAGAGACUGCCCCCGAACAGGAGGCCUUCUCGACCGUCUCAGUCUUUCCGGACCGCAUCGAGGUGCUUGGCUCGGGCCGCGAAGAGACGCGCACACUCUGGCUCAGGACGGCCUUGGGUGUCGGCGUGGGUCCGGAGGACUUGACCACUGCACUAUCUGCUCCUGUGGUACGGGUGUCUGUCUAAGGUGAUCUUCGGUCUUGUGGACCAUGUUUUGUUUAUGUGGCAAUGGUUUUCUCGUAAUCCAAAUUAGUUUUACCACUCCGGUCGUGUUCAAAUCUGCCUUUGCUGGUUCAUCAAUAAGUCGCGAGGUUCCUCAAGUUGGACUACGGUCAUGCUCCUCAGUGCAAUAGCUUUCACCUGCUGCAAACAUAUUUUUAGCUACCGUAAAAUCCCGAACAAGUGCUCGCUCAAAAUUUGGAGAUACCGUAAUCGUAUUCAGGUGUUAGAAAGAGAUUGAUCUUACCAGCCAGUUUUGUUACACUGCCGGUGCCAGAAUGCAUCGAGGGAACUUCGAUGCAUUCUGUUUGUUUAUUUCCUCCUCGGGAGACCACAUACGAUGAUGAAAAAGUGCCCGUAAUAUAUAUAUAUAUAUAU
Ixodes scapularis (black-legged tick) is the source of this 1840-nucleotide messenger RNA. Its product is annotated as manganese-dependent ADP-ribose/CDP-alcohol diphosphatase. Gene Ontology annotation, molecular function: hydrolase activity. Lineage: Eukaryota; Metazoa; Arthropoda; Arachnida; Ixodida; Ixodidae. The record is from RefSeq and is a predicted model, not a curated record.